AAAGAAGUUUGUUUAUACAUAGUAAAGAAAAGCAAGUACAGUGGCCAAAAUGUGGCGAAGUUCGAAAGAAGAAUGGGAGAGGCGAAAAACUUACUUGAUACGAAGUUUAUUUGAGGAUUUACCUACAUUGUCCCCUAUAAAUGAAAGCCAAGAGCCAACAUCACUAUCGCAAAGCGAUGAGAUUUAUAGACCAGAGAGUCCUUUGCCAGAACUUAUAAUAGAAAAAGAGCCUCGAAAAUGUAUACAAGAUGAAACUGAAGAAUUCUAUAACAAAUUAGCGAAAGAAAUGAGAAGGCUUUAUAAAAAAGACUUCCUAAACAUCGACUACGAUACAAGCAGUUGUGGUAGUAGAUAUUUUGAAAGCGGAGAAGAUAAUCUAAUACAACAAGGUACUUUUGUUAGCGAAAACAGAACUUUAGUGCUCGAUAAAUCAAUUCGAGAAGCUAAACUGUGUGAAGGGGAAUAUUCUCAAAUAACCAGCGAUGAAACCAACCAAGAGGUGGCUAGAUCGACGAGCUCUUACACGGUGAGUACUGAAUCAGAAGAGAGUAUAGGACAUGAAGAAAUAGUAACAAAAGCUGAUGUCCAUACAGCUGUUGUCAAAAUGUCGAAACGAUUGUUGCAUGAAAGGUAUUCAAGCAAGGAAUGGGAUAACAGCAGCCGAAGUUACUUGACAAAACAAUCGGAUGUAUCCUCUACAACGACAAGCCAACAAAGUUACGACACAGAAGUAAAUGAAACGGAAGCUGGACAAGAAGUUAUGAAGGAACUUGCAAAAACUACAGAAGCAAGUCCAGGGAGUAGCAGUCCGAGACAAGAUAAAAAUGAUCAGUGCACACCAGAAAUUAUAAGACGGCGUCAAACAAUACGCUCUGAAUAUUCUUUAUCGCAUGAACUGCCCAUUUGGGAAAGUAACGAUAAAGACAUUGACGAGAGUUUUGGAAUCGACAUUGCACACACGAUAGCUUCAGGCAGUGAAAUGGAAAUAGCCGAUUCUUCUCCCUCUGAUUUCAAUAUGUAUUGUACGGUAACAUCUACACCGAAGUCAUUAAAGAAAGUCAGUAGUCCUCGGGCGAGGAUAAUUAAAAGAUACAGAAAACGUUUGGUUUCGUACUCGACCUCGUCAAGCGGAAGUACAAAUGGAAAGCGCCAGGCAGCACUCCAAACAUCAUUCUCUGAUGAUGAGUUGACUUGGAAAGAUCUUUGGAAAACCUUUUUUGUAGGCGUACCCGCCGUUUAUAAUAUUUGCUCUUGUAGCAAUCAUGUUUGUUCGUAAAGUAUGAUAUUUUGAUUGACUGAUUUAUUACUAAUUUACAUUUUCUACUCAAUGUAGACCUUUUUCGUUUUGUUAAUGUUUUAAUAAAAAUGUACU
This is a messenger RNA of Vanessa atalanta (red admiral), 1372 nucleotides long. RefSeq lists its product as uncharacterized. Bases 50 to 1276 code for a protein of 408 amino acids. NCBI's taxonomy places the organism in Eukaryota, Metazoa, Arthropoda, Insecta, Lepidoptera, Nymphalidae. The transcript is spliced from 3 exons. The record is from RefSeq and is a predicted model, not a curated record.